Messenger RNA from Salvelinus namaycush (lake trout), 5103 nucleotides. Its product is annotated as PWWP domain-containing protein 2A-like. The record is from RefSeq and is a predicted model, not a curated record. Gene Ontology annotation, cellular component: nucleus. Gene Ontology annotation, molecular function: chromatin binding; histone binding. The coding region runs from base 16 to 3057 and encodes 1013 amino acids. The transcript is spliced from 3 exons. Lineage: Eukaryota; Metazoa; Chordata; Actinopteri; Salmoniformes; Salmonidae.
CAAAGCGGAAAGAAAAUGGCGGCCGUGGCUGCGGAGCCAGGAGCUGUUGCGGUAUUAACAACAACAGCGGGGGACUGUGGUGAGCUCGAACCGGUGCCAGCUGUGCCGGGGGCCAAACUCGACUCCGAUGCAACGCAGCAGUACGCGCCAGUAAUAGACCUUGUUCACCAACUCAAGGAUGGGGAUGCAGUUCAGGAAUGCAGCCAGGUCCAAAUGGAGCUAGUGAGCAGGCCAGACCAAGAAGCCGCGGGAAAAGUCCUCGCUGCUUGUGCAGAGGAUGAACACAUCGAUACAGGAUGUCUCAUGGUCGGCGUAGAAAAUACCGAUAACCAUUCUCGCGAGGGCUAUGGUUCGAAAUACACAAUGUCGAGGGCAGAACGUUUGAAACAAUUUUUUUCGCCUAAUGUUGAUCCUGCAAACGAGCUCAGUAAGCACGAGCCCUACGCCUGCCAUCAGAAUAGCUCCAUCUCCGAUUCACAGCCAUCGGUGGUCUUUUUGCAUUCGUUCCCUGCGCAUCCUGUGACUACGGAGGCUGGGCUGUCGUUGGCAGAACCAGCAGAGCCCAUGAUCAAUUACUAUCAAAACACAGAAUUAACCCAACCUACUAUUAUCGAGUGUGACUAUAGAGCUUUAAUCAAACCGUCCCACGAGGCUGAACUGGAGCCCGAAUCAGCAGAUGAUGCUCCUUCUGGUACCGAGUACAAGGCCGAGUCUUCGGAAGAUGCCUCUCUUGAACAUCCCCAGUCCAUAGAACACGUCGACUCUCUGCCAGUUCUAGAGACGGAGACACUCCUUGGAACACCCAUGGAAACUGGAUACAUUUAUGACUUUUUGAGCAUCACAAACCAGAACUCUCCGAGUCCCGAGCUUCCUGUAAUGGCAGUGGGUCAGGUUCCCUCCUCGGCAGAACUUGGGGACUCGUGCUCACGACAGCGGAGUUUGGAAACGAACUUCCACGAGAGCGAGACGGUAUUGAAACCCCCUCACCCCAUGCCCGUUGCUGAAACUGAGGAGGUACAGUCCGAAUCAGUGGACAAUCUGAUACCUGGUUCCGAAGUUCGAGUAUCUCUGGAUCACAUCAUCGACGACGCACUGGUGGUGUCCUUUCGGUUAGGCGAGAAGAUCUUCUCUGGGGUUCUGAUGGACCUCUCUAAAAGGUUUGGACCCUAUGGAAUUCCAAUCACUGUGUUCCCAAAGAGAGAAUACAAGGAUAAACCUGAAUCUAUGCAGCUAAAGACAGAAACAUUCCAGCCAGAGAAGGUGGAAAAGCCAGUCCAGGAAAACCCUGACAGCCAAGUUGUCGCAAUCCCCGAACCAAACCCUGACCCCCAGCCUAAGCCUAACCCAUGGACUUCAAAACCUCCGCCACUGUUUCAGGAGGGAGCCCCUUACCCUCCGCCAUUGUUCAUCAGGGACACCUACAACCAGUCGUUACCUCAGCCGCCCCCCCGCAAGAUCAAGCGGCCCAAGCGCAGGCUGUAUCGCGAGGAGCCCACCUCUAUCAUGAACGCCAUCAAGUUGCGGCCCCGCCAGGUGCUCUGUGACAAGUGCAAGGGGACUGUCAUGACCGUGGACAAGAGGGAGCCACGUAGAGGCCCUGUGUCGGACUCUAGGGGCGAGGACGCCAAGCGGAGACGCAACGACAGUGCAGCUACUGUCAGCAAGCGGCCGCGUAAUGAACCUCGCUCUGAGGAGAAGCGCCAUGCUGCUGAGGUGUCCAAACGGCAGGCCUCAGGGAUUCAAGUCUCCUCUUCCUCUUCUCUGGGCCAGGUGAAGGGCGGAGCUGGAGGGAACAGGGUUCUGAGGACAACAUCCACCACAACAACAUCACCGGUCAACAGCAGCUCCAGAGUCCAGCUCAAUGCCAAGAAAGUGCUGCAGAGCAAAAAUGUUGAUCACUCCAAGGCACGGGAGGUGCUGAAACUGGCCAAGGCGCAGAAGAGGCAGAGAGAGGCUACAGUGGUCACCGAUAGCAGUGGCAACGCCAAGACGAUGACGAGGGCCGCUGCCCUGCAGGAGGCCCACGCCCACCAGAAGGUCCACUUCACCCGGCGGCUGCAGCAGAUCAGCGGGGUGGGACCAAGCAACGCCACCCCUCUCCCGCCCAGGAUGCGCAUCAAGCCCCAAAGGUACCGUAAUGAAGAGAAUGACUCUUCUACAUGUAAGCCGCCUUGCCUCGAGAAAGUGCCGGGAAGUGGCAGUUUGUCCCCUCCAAAGCUAGGCGCGCCCCGCUGCACCUCCACGCGCUCCUCCUCCUCCUCCUGCUCCACAGGCGAGGCCACUGCUGCUGAAAACCAGGGUCCAGAUAAAGGGCCAGAACCUGAGCUCAGUCCUCAGACCCAAUCCCAGCCCCAAGUGGAACCCCUCACAGUCACGGAGCACAGCGACCCCAAGGUGGAGCCAGAGGAGCAGGGGGGGCGGGAGGAGAGGCGGGAGACGCGCGGCAGCAAGACUGGCAACCUUGUGGUGUACAUGACCCUUAACCCCAGCCAGCCUGACUCCUCUAAUACCUCCAUGUGCAGCAUUGAUAGUGCAGAUGACUUAAAGUCUUCAAACUCAGAGUGUAGCUCCACCGAGACCUUUGACUUUCCCCCUCCCGGUGAUUUGCACUCGCCCCCCGCCCCCGGCACGUCCUCAGCAGUCACUGACACCUCGCCUGCACCUACGGAAGAGAAAACCCCUCGUAAAUCUCAGAAAGUGUUUUCCAAAAAUGUGUCUAAGUGUGUCUCUCUGGACGGCAGAAGCAUUUGCGUAGGGGACAUCGUUUGGGCCAAAAUAUAUGGUUUCCCUUGGUGGCCAGCCCGCGUCUUAGGCAUCCAGAUCAGCCGCAAAGAUAAUGGGCUCUUAGUCAGGCAGGAGGCCCGUGUCGCCUGGUUCGGUUCACCCACCACCUCCUUCCUGGCACUUGCACAGGUCGCCCCCUUUCUAGAAAGCUUCCAGUCACGCUUCGACAAGAAGAGAAAGGGCUUGUACCGUAAAGCCAUCACAGAGGCAGCCAAGGCUGCCAAGCAGCUCACUCCUGAGGUUCGCGCCUUGCUUACGCAAUUCGAGACGUGAGGUGGUGUGCUUUGGGGAAAAGGAAAGUGCUACAACGCUGAAGGGCUGCUGAUGGGUCCUUUACACUGCCAUUGGUUGAGAGACUGUCGGACGGAAGGACAUGUCCAGAAUUGGAGACGUCAUCGAUAUAAUUAUUUUUAUUUAAGUAUCGGAAGAAGGAACAUUUAUAUAUUUAUAAUGAAUUGCAGACCUACUCCACCUCUGGGCCUGUCCAUCAUGCUGAAUACCAUUUGAUUUCUUUGAGCAGGCGUCCAUGUCCACAAGCAUGUGACCUUAGUUUGAGUGAGGACAUCUGCAGAGUAGACGAGCACUCUGACCAUUAUAGAUAUCUAUUACAUUUGUAUUACAUACAUGUUGACAGGACACAGGAUUUUGCAGGGUUUUUAGUAUGUUGAUCAGUGAUCUUGAAAUGCAAAGACAAAAAAAUUAAUACUAUGUAAAACAUUUAUAUUAAUGCAAUAAAGAUUGCAUGUGCUAUGCUAUUACAGUGCAUUUGCAGAAGGCUGUGCUUUGUGUUGAAGCAGUCUUGAAAAAGAAUACUGGUGUCUCAAGCCCCAUUUAUACCUGGUGCUAACAUGCGGUCUGUGUCCUGAUCCUGUCCACAUUCUGAUUGUGCCCGCAUUUGAAGUGAAGUGAUUGUGAUCAGAUCUUCCUGACCACCUCAGGAGGUAGUCAGGGACACGUUGUAUCUAGAUAUCUUAGAAGUGUAAACAGAUCUGGAUUAUCAAACCUUUUAAAUAUUCCCUCUUGACUCAAGGCAAUAUUUGUUUUAUUUAUCCCUUUUUCUCCCCAAUUUCGUGGUAUCCAAUUGGUAGGUACAGUCUUGUCCCAUCGCUGCAACUCCCGUACGGAUUUGGAAGAGGCGAAUCAGGAUCUCUAAUGUCACAGCUAGCACUGUGAUGCAGUGAAUUAGUCCACAGCGCCACUCGGGAGACCCAGCAAUAUUUGUCUUAACAUAAAAUAAAAAUUUGCAUUAAUAUGCUGAAUUAUACCUUUUUUGAGAAAGGUGAUUGGGAGGAUUAGAACCUGUGACCUUCUGGUCCCUUGCCAAAUCCAUUGCACCAGCAGGGGGGAUGGUACUAGCCCAGACUUGUCACAUAUUUAAAGCUGUUCAGCCAGAAAGUUAGUAGAUUAGAAAUGUGAUAAGUUAAAAAUGUAGGUUAAUAAAGUUUAAAAAAUAAGUCGCAACUGGGAUUCGAACUGGCAACCUUGCGGGUCGCAACCAAUGAUAUAUAUAUAUAUACACACAUAAGAUGACUGAGGGGGGUGCUGUUUUGAAGCAACUGUGCCUCCAUGUUGGCACUCCCCCACCAUUAUAAAAAGAUAUUUUGAAAGCUAUAGAACUACAAAUGUCUUUUUCUUAAUGUCUACAUUUGUUUUAUCCUUUUACAAACACCUUAAUGCUUACUUUCAAAUGAUAUGUGAGCUGAACAUACAUUAAAUGUUUAGAUUUUUUUUUAUUUGUAUCAUUUUUUUAAAGCACUUAUGUCCCCACUACAACAACAAAAUACUUAAAUCAAUGUAAUUUUUUCCUUGAAAACAAUAAUAAGUAAUUGAAAUACUGUAGAUUUAAAUUCAUUCCUAUUGAGGAUUGCUUCUUCUGAGUCCCAAUAUGACCGACUGGUGGGUUCUAAGCCUCUCAUCUACCAAUACAUAGCAUUAGCAAUCUAAGGUUUAUAUACAUAAUUUGUUGCAACAAUUUAACUCCCUCCAUCCAUCACCUCCAACCUACCUCCCUAAGGGCCUUUUGUUGUUGUUGCUCUCACCUGUAACUCCAACCACUGACAUUCUAAGCUUUGCCCACUGAGCAUUAGGCCUAGAUUAAAUAAGAUCAAGCGCUAACCAGCGAUAGCUGACACCCGCAUAGCUGAUGUUUUGGCGGUGUCGGAGGUGUAACUGCGUUGGAGCUGUCAAAUCGGUGAGCAGCUGCUCUUAAUCGUUGUCACGAAACCACACCCGUUCCGCUCACAUUAGAAGUUCAGAACGAGAGACUUGGCUAUUUACAGUGCAUUUGGAAAGUAUUCAGACCACAUUUUGUUUUGUUAC